GCCAGGCGGGCGCUAUCUGCUCCGGCACACCGCCUUCGCCGAGGGCGCCGCCGACCCCGCGGGCGCGCCCGAGGCCGCGGCAGGUGGCGGUGGCGGCAGCUCCAUGGACGUCCUUGGCAAGGUGCUGAAGGACAUGCAGGACUUUGAGAAGGGCUUCGGCAUUCUCAAGCAGGGCGGUAAAGGUAAGGUCCAGGUUCCAGAGUCGUUGGCGAUAAAUUGGGCCAGCAUCUACAAACAGAAGGACAGACUAGGAAAGAUCAAGGACGAGUUGUGGAUGUGCCAGCAGAAGGAGGAGGCUCCGCCCAGGGCACCGACGCAGAGGGGGAUACCGACACCAGCGACGCCAGGGAGAAGAUGGAGGGUUCGGUC
Molecule: messenger RNA, 369 nt
Organism: Prorocentrum cordatum
Lineage: Eukaryota; Dinophyceae; Prorocentrales; Prorocentraceae
Source: the annotation of a GenBank genome assembly